CCCUUUCGUUCAUUUUCUUGUCUAGGGUUAGGGUUUUGUGGGGUUUUGAAGAGGGAAUAGAUGGCGCGGGUGAGGGGGACGGUGAAGUGGUUCAACGACACCAAGGGCUUCGGUUUCAUCUCCCCGGACGAGGGCGGCGACGACCUCUUCGUCCACCAGUCCUCCAUCAAGUCCGAGGGAUUCCGAUCCCUCGUCGCCGGCGAGACCGUCGAGUUCGCCGUCGGUGAGGACUCCGGCGGCCGCCCCAAGGCCGUCGACGUCACCGGCCCCGAUGGCGCCGCCGUCUCCGGCGGCUCCGGUGGUGGUGGCGCUCGGGGCUACGGCAGCGGCGGCGGUGGCGGGAGGGGCGGCGGCGGCGGCGGCGGCGGCGGCGGCGGUGGUGGGGCGUGUUAUAAUUGUGGAGAGGCGGGGCACAUGGCGAGGGAUUGCUACCAGGGCGGGGGCGGCGGCGGCGGCGGCGGCGGCGGCGGGAGGUUCUACGGCGGCGGAAGCGGCGGGGGAGGAGGGGGUUGCUUCAGCUGUGGGGAGAUGGGGCACUUCGCGCGCGAUUGCCCUAGGAAGAUGAGUUAUUAACGAGGUGAAAUUGUGUCGAAACCCUUCCCUUUCUCUCUUUUGGUAUCUUUCGUACGCUAUGUCUUUGGUGGAUUUAGGAAUUAAGUUGUAAGAUCUAUAUAUGUCUGUUCUUGUUUUGGUUUGUGAAAGGAUUAGGGUUGUGGUUGAUAUCAUGUUUUGGGUUUAUGUGAUCAAAAGAAUCGUAGGAUGAGUAUGGAUGGUCGUUACAUGUUUCGUUUUGGCAUAUAUGAAGGUUUCGUAUCUUUACAUUAUA
Ananas comosus (pineapple) is the source of this 826-nucleotide messenger RNA. RefSeq names its product cold shock domain-containing protein 4-like. The transcript has a single exon. The coding region runs from base 61 to 573 and encodes 170 amino acids. Gene Ontology annotation, molecular function: nucleic acid binding; zinc ion binding. The record is from RefSeq and is a predicted model, not a curated record. Lineage: Eukaryota; Viridiplantae; Streptophyta; Magnoliopsida; Poales; Bromeliaceae.